AUGCCACCAAGAAGAGCAGCUUCUUCACAAAACAGUCAGGCUAAUGAUGAUGUACCUCCAGUUGAGGGUUUGCCUCCCGUGAGUACAGAAGGGAUCUAUAGGUAUCUUGGGACACUAGCUGGUUUAGUUGAAUGCCCAGCUCGAGCUGCUGGGACUAAUGUUCAGGGACAGUCUUCAUCUUCUAAAGGUAGCUCUUUUGAUGACUUCAAGAAAUUGGGUCCUCCUUACUUUUUUGGUACUUCAGAUCCAAUAGAGGUAGAGGCUUGGAUUAUGAAAAUAGAGAAAUUCUUUGAUGUCAUUGAUUGUUCUGAGGAACAAAAAGCCUCUUAUGCAGCAUUUAUGUUAGACAAAGAGGCAGACCAUUGGUGGCGCAUGACUAAAAGGCUUUUGGAGGAUCAAAGGCCUAUUGUUUGGAGUCAGUUUAGAGAGGCUUUUUAUAAGAAGUACUUUCCUGACAGUUAUGAGGCUAAGUUUACCGAACUAUCACGUUUUGCCCCACAGUUGAUUGCUACAGAGGAGGAAAAAGCAGUAAAGUUUCAAGAUGGAUUGAAGCCUUAUCUGAAGAAUAAAAUAUCAAUUCUGAAGCUUAGUGUUUAUUCAGAGAUGGUAGAUAGAGCCCUUAUUGCAGAGAAAGAUAAUGAAGAGUUUCACUAG
Messenger RNA from Vitis vinifera (wine grape), 654 nucleotides. RefSeq lists its product as uncharacterized. Lineage: Eukaryota; Viridiplantae; Streptophyta; Magnoliopsida; Vitales; Vitaceae. The coding region runs from base 1 to 654 and encodes 217 amino acids. The transcript is spliced from 2 exons. The record is from RefSeq and is a predicted model, not a curated record.